Messenger RNA from Closterium sp. NIES-65, 3966 nucleotides. Lineage: Eukaryota; Viridiplantae; Streptophyta; Zygnematophyceae; Desmidiales; Closteriaceae. The record is from the annotation of a GenBank genome assembly.
AUGCUCAUUCAUGUUAAAGGCCAUCCCCACUUACCAGCGGCUGCUCUUCUCCCCCCUCCGCCCGCCCUUGCAGCUCUCCCUCUCGUCCGGCCCCUCUCCCUGUCCGCUGACCCAUCCCUUGACCUCUCCUCACCGCAUGCGGAUUUGGAUUCUCUCCUGCCGGCCACUGGCGCAGUGCUGCUGCUGCACGAUAGGGAAGCCUAUUCAGGAAUCACCUCCUUUCUUACUGCCUUUCCCCUGGUCCCCUUGCAGCUCUCACUCUCCUCCGGUCCCUCCCUUGACCUCUCCUCGCCGCAUGCGGAUUUGGCCUCCCUCCUGCCGGCCACUGGUGCGGUGCUGCUGCUGCACGAUCGGGGGAGGCUGGGGGCAGAGGGGGAGACGGGGGAGAAGGGUUCAGAGGGGGCGGAGGGAGAGAAGGGGCCGACGGUGGAGGAAGGAAAGGAGGGUGGUACGGGGGAGAGCAGCAGGGAGGAUGAUGCAGAGCUUGCAAGGCGACUGCAGCGUGUUGUGUGCAAGACGGGCAAGGCAAGGGGGGGUGGGUGGGUGACUUGGUCAGGCGGCAUUGGAGGGGAGGGGCGACUGCUGUCACAAUGGAGCAAUGCUUUGCAGUACGAGGACCCAUCACGCCAGGCCAAGGCGCACUCGCUCAUUCCUCUUCAGGCCUUGGCUCCCCCUCGGGCAUUAUUUUUUCGCAUGCCCUCCACUCAUUCCCUCAUAUCACUUGCGAUCCCUCAUCCCUCUCUACACACACUCCACUCCACACUUCACUUUCCGACAGUACGAGGACUCGUCAUCAAGCCAGGCCGAGGCGCGCCCGCUCAUUCCUCUGCAGCAGAGUACGAGGAUCCAUCACGCCAAGCCAAGGCGCGCUCGCUCAUUCCCCUGCAACAGCUGGAGGAGGCCGCUGCAGUCUCCCUAGCCAAGCUGGAGGAGGGCGCUGCAGUCUCCCUAGCCAAGGUCAGGGUUUGCCUCAUUCCUCUCCAGCAGCAGCUGGAGGAGGCAGCUGUAGGAGGCAGCAUUCCCUUAGCUAAGCAAGGCCAGUACCAGCCGUCAGAGGAAGAGUUUCGUGACGCUCUGUUGAGGCAGCUACUGGUCUGGUUCAAGUCCUGGUUCAGAUGGGUGGACUCCCCUCCAUGCCCCCGCUGCCGCACCCCCACCUGUGCCUUCCACGGCAGCAGCACUCCAUCCACUGAUGAUCUGCUAUGGGGGGGGGAGCGGGUGGAGCUGCACAGGUGCAAGCAGUGCGGCACGGUGGCUCGCUUCGUGCGGUACAACGACCCUGCCAAGGUUAGUCCUCGGUGUAACCUGUCAUCUCCUCCGUAUGAACCGUCCUCUCUUCAUGCCACUGUGGACAGGGCUGAGCUGGUUCACAUCCGGCCUUCUUCCCUUUCCUUUUCCUCCUCCCCUUCUCAUUCUUCCCUCCCAUUCUCCCCAGCUUCUGGACACCAGGGAGGGCCGCUGUGGGGAGUGGGCCAACGCCUUCACUCUCUGCUUUUCUCUGCGAGGGCUGAGCUGUCCCAUCCAUCCACGGUUGCCCUUCUUUCUCAACCUCCCUUCCCCCUUCCCUCCCCCCCUCCCACCACCCAGCUUCUGGACACCAGGGAGGGCCGCUGUGGCGAGUGGGCCAAUGCCUUCACUCUCUGCUGCCGGGCUUUGGGCUAUGAUGCCAGGCAGGUGUGUGUGAUCAUAGAGAGGCAGGCAGUGGAUUGGACGGAUCAUGUGUGGACGGAGUGCUACUCGCAUGCCAAGCAGAGGUGGCUGCAUCUGGACCCGUGUGAAGCAGCCUUUGACACGCCUCUGCUCUACGAAAAAGGGUGGGGCAAGAAGCUGUCGUACGUGUUUGGAGUGGGGAGGGAUGGGGUUGCUGACGUCAUCAGAAGAUACACACGAAAAUGGAGCGAGGCGGGCAGAAGCAUCAGAGGUGGGAGUAGCAGCAGAAGUGGCAGCGGUGACAGCGAGGGCUCGAGCUGGGCUUGGUGUAGAUGGGAGGAGGCUGUUCAAAGAGAGAAGGUGGCAGCACAGUGGCCUCAGUCGCAGCGGCAGCUGAUUGAAGCUAGCGGUAGCUGCAGACAGUCCUUCUCUUUUCGUCCUCAACCAUCCUUCCUUUUCCCCCUUUCCCCCCUCCCACUUUUCCUCCACCCACCCAAACCCGCUCCCUCUAAUCAGCUCCAGCACAGGCGGACAGAAGCAUCAGAGGCAGCUGUGGCAACGGCAGUGGCAGCGGUGACAGCAAGAGCUCGAGCCAGUCUUAAUGUGGACGAGAGGAGGCGGUUGGAGGAGAGGGAUGCGAGGGAGAGAGAGGAGCUGAGUGGAGGGAGGGGAGGAGGGAAGGAGGGAGGAGGAGAAGAGGGAGGGGUAAGGGAUGGUGUGGUGUUGGGAGGGAGGCAGACUGGUUCUGUGGAGUGGAGAGCAGCGAGGGGGGAACUGGGGUUGGAGAAUGGUGAGGGUGAUGGGGGGGACAAGGGGAAAGAGGGGAAGGAUGGGAGGUUGGAGAGGAGGAUGGUGGAUGAGCAUGUGGGUGCACUGCUGCUUGCUGUAGGGGACAUGUGUCGUUAUGUUAUUGGCUCUCCAAGUCUUGAAGCAGCAUCAGCAGCAGCAGAAACAGCGCAGAAGUCGCUAGGCACAUCUUUAGACGCUCUCCUCUCUCUGCUCUCUGUUCUCCGCUCGCUCCCCUUCCGCUCCCGCUCGUUGCCAUUCAACGACAAUCGAUGCGAUCCCUUUCGCACGAUACUCUUGGAUGCACUGGCGACGUCUACGGUUGGUGGGACUGGUGGUGCGGUUGCUGCUUCCGGUACCUCUGCUGGUAGUGGUGGCUCUUCUGCUGCUGCUGUUCCCCUGCUAUCCCUCCUGACUGCCAUGGGGGUUCAGAUCUGGAAGGAGGAGGAGGGAGAGAAGGAGGGGAGUGAGGGGGCGGGGUGGAUAGUCGGGGUGAAGGAGUGUGAAGCUGAAGGAGUAGAGGGGGCCAGUGCAGAGGCGAGGAAAGAAAAGGGGGGAGUAGUGGCGGAGGAAAAAGGGGUGGGAGGGUGGAGGUACGGAAAACGGGCUGUGCUGGCAGCUAUGGCGAUGGAGGCAGCACAGGAGGUGCUGCCACGUGUCAAGCAGGCAUUGGAGAUGCGGGCCGGGAAUGGUGGGGGUGGAGAUGCAUCGUGGCUGCAGGGGUUGGUGCAGCAUGAGAGGGUGUGUGGUGGCAUGGUGUCAGCAGAUGGGGAGAACGCUCCCAAUGAGAUGGCCGUCUCAGCAUGCGAUGCAGCGCUGCACACCAAAUGGCUGCACCAUGAGGGAGGGAAAGGUAAGAUGUUCCCAGCUGCCAUGCCAUACUGGUGGUGUUCUCUAGGCACUGGCGGAGGGGGAGCGAGGGGAAAUAGGAAUCUUCCCCUCUGCGUUUUUUGGUUAGACACGCCGUGGGAGGUGGAGAAAUCUGCUUUUGAGUCGACUCAAAAGCGGGAGGUGGAGAAAUCUGCUUUUGAGUCGACUCAAAAGCGGGAGGUGGAGAAAUCUGCUUUUGAGUCGACUCAAAAGCGGGAGGUGGAGAAAUCUGCUUUUGAGUCGACUCAAAAGUGGGAGGUGGAGAAAUCUGCUUUUGAGUCGACUCAAAAGCGGGAGGUGGAGAAAUCGAGCCCUGAAACACCUUUCGGAACCAUCAUCAGCUUGUCAUCUCAGCCGUCCGAGAUCCUUCCUGCAGCUGCCUUCAGCUUGCGUGCUUUGACCUUUACACUGCACGCCAGCAGCCUGCACAGGCAAAUGAUCAGAAUACACAUACAGCCACAGGAGCUGUGGACGGCAAUAGCCAUGCCGUUUGUGAUGGGGGAAAAGCUUCACUGCCAUCUUCAGUGGUUACCGCAGCAGCUGCAGCAGCGGCAGCAGCAGCGGCUAGAGAGCAAUUUGCUGUGGCAGUACGUGAAGAGUUUCAACGUCUCCUGGUGGAAGAGAAGGUACCUGCAAAUGAGGCAGCUGCGCGAGCUCUGA